UAUUAUAUAGAGAGCAGCUUUAAACCUUUUAAGCAGCUGUUUAAUCCCCGCCCGGGCUAUUGGGUAGCCGAUUCAGAUCCACCGCCCCCGUUCAACCAUCACGCGUCGACCCGAUCAUCUGGUUAUUGUUAAGUGUUCUUUCUCUUCAUACCCCAAUGAAAUCCCACAAGUGAGUCGGAUUUUUGUCGUCGUUUGUCGUUUUUCGUUUCGCGAUAUUCUUCGCCACAAAAAUCAUGGAAAACCAGGACAACAAAAAUGGCGACCUGACCGCGAAGGAGAUGGCCCAAUUUCGCUACUACGUGGAGAAGUGGUACCUGCCGCCACUGGAUCUCAAGAAUGACAUUGUUUAUUGCCAGCGGGCACUGCGUGAUUUUAUAAAGGUGCAUGCGCUGGUCACGGAGGUGUUCUCGCAGCAGGAGGAUGCGGAUCCCGUGGCGAUGCGUCGCAUCUUGGACGAGCUGGAGGAGGAGAUGUACGAGAUCAAUGCCGAGUGCCAGUACCUAAUGCUGCGCCUCGAUGAGGAUAUCGUCACUUUCCUCAAGAAACUGCAGGAGAGCAACAUCAAAACCGAUGUGAAGGAGGCCAAUGCGCACGUCUCCACCCUGAUAGUGCCUUUAAUUUCGAACGAAGACUAUGUAAUCAUUCCCAGCAAUGUGGGUACUCGCGACACCGAGGAGACGCUCAUCCGCAAGCAUUUUCUCCUGUCGCAGGAGGGCGAGAACCCACCCAUGAAUCUGAGCGACCUCGAUGAUAAUAUCGCUCUUAUGCUGGUUCCGACUGAGACGAACAUACAGAUAGAGCUGGAAAAUGGAGACGGUGAGCAGCAGGAGCAGCUGGAAUCGUCGGAGGAGACGCAGACGCAGCUUCAGCUUUCUGUACCGCCGCCGAUGCUCCGUUGUCUGCCGGACACUGUGAUCAAGACAGUUGUGGAGCCCCCGCCACUGCGCAUGGCUGCUACGCAGAAGUCUCAGCGUUCGCUUUUGAUACCACUAAAGCAGCAGGAUUCGUUUGCCAUGAAGCGGAAGCGCAUAUCUAGUACCUCACCGCCGCCAUUAGCACCCAUUACGAUUGAGUUUCAUCAGGCUAACGUUCAGGAUCCGGCGCAGGCUGAGCUGGGCUUUGAGCAGGUGGAGGCGAGCCGCGGCAAUCUGCGCCAGGUGCUGAAGCGGUCCAGGAAGACCAAGCAGAUGCCGCGCCUCUGCUACGAGGACAACAUGGAGCUGACAACCAUAGAGACUGAUAUAAAGCGGAAGGCGGGGAGGGGUUCCCAGAUAGCUGCUGCCAAAGCUGUACCAAACACUGCGUCAUCCGCCGCUGAAAAAUCGGUCAAGGCACCACCAACGCCACCGCCUCUGCCAUCACCACCACUGCCGAAGCAGAAGCAGAGCCCGGCAGCGGCCGCUGGGGCAAACAAAUCGUCCAAGAUACGCAAAAACCUACGUAAAUCAUCACCAGAGGCACAGCCGUCAACGGGGGCAGGCGGCUCGCCAUCAGCAUCUUCAGAUGACUCCACCGUCCAGGAGCUACAGCAGGAGCAGCAGCGUCUCUCCGCCUCGGCGGCUCAGUGGUGCGAUGAGCCGCGCGAGACCCGUGUCCUGCCCGAGGAGUACGGCCAGGAGACAUUCCUCCGUAUCUUUGGCCUGUACACGCCCGAGGUGAUCACGAAACUCAGCCAGCGCCACUCGAAGCGCAAGCGUCGCAAUGUCCAGAACGCCAGCGGCGUUGACUUUCACUAUGGCCAGCAGCUGAAUGCCACACUGGACACACCGAUGGGGCGCCAAAAGAAGGUGAAGAACAAACCGGAGUUCCUGCUCUCGCCCAAGGAGAAGCGACUGCAGGCCAAGAAGGCCGACGUCCGCAAGAGCAAGAGCCCGGACAAGGCCGCUGCCGAGGCUUCGCAGACUGUUGUUGGUCAGAGCGUCAGCAAUCAGUGGGAUUGCCGCAAGUGUCGCGGAGAAUGCCAGCAUUGCCGCCAGUGCAAGCGUCUCGUAGGUAAAGACGAUGGGGUUUGCGAGCAGUGUGCCGGGGUCUACCACAAAGACUGCCACCAGCCCACAAAGGGCCGGCUGCUGGCCCAGUCCCAGAAGAAACGCUGCCCCCCCUGCUGUCGCGAGAUGCGUGAGAGUCUGCUGUCGAUCCACGGCAGCAGCAGCACCUCCGCCAGCACUACCAAAAAGGCAGCCGGUGUCCCGACCGUUUAACUUUAAAAUUUAUUCUUUUUUUUUUAUCCAUCCU
Messenger RNA from Drosophila persimilis, 2235 nucleotides. RefSeq lists its product as uncharacterized. NCBI's taxonomy places the organism in Eukaryota, Metazoa, Arthropoda, Insecta, Diptera, Drosophilidae. The transcript has 4 exons. The record is from RefSeq and is a predicted model, not a curated record. Bases 234 to 2201 code for a protein of 655 amino acids.